GCUACGGCGCCGCCAUCGCCAUGCCGAGCAGCCUGCGCUCGCUGGUGAGCGGCCGCCGCGCCGCCACCGCCGGCUCGUCGGCCAGCCUCUACACCGAGUCGACGAGCGGCUCGUCGCCGCGCCUGUCGGCCAUGCGCAAGUGCGAGACGGUGCUGGCGCUCGCCGAGGCGCCCGCGCUGCGCCCCGUCAACCGGCUGCGCGUGCCGCCGCCCGCCGGCGGAGGCGGGCUGUGCUCUCGCUGCUCAUCCCUGCUCUCGCUCGCCUCGUCGUCGAGGUACUCGCUCAACACGGCUACGGCCAGCUUCGUGCCGCAGCCGCCGGCGCCCGCGCCCGCCCUGCUCUGCAAGCUCUGCCUGCAGGAAGUCCCGCCGCGACACGUCGUCCAGCUCGCAGACUGCGCCUGCGAGUACUGUAUCGAGUGUAUGAAGGCGUACCUGGAGUUCGAAAUCCAAGAAGGCGCUUACGAGAUCUCUUGUCCGGACGCCCAAUGUGAGAAGCAGGGCGUGAUCUCAAUAUCUGAAAUGGAGACUCUAGUCACAGCAGAUUUGAUAGAGAAGCACAAGAAGUUCCGCCUAAACAGAGAGGUGGACCUGGACGUGGCACGCACGUGGUGUCCCCGUGCUGGUUGUGAGACAGUUUGCUCAGUGUGCCCCACGGAGAAGUGCAGACCACAAUGCGUGCACUGUCCCACUUGUGCAGAUGACUUCUGUUCCAACUGCCGUCGCCCGUGGCAUCCAGGUGUGCCAUGCGAGCAGGCAGCUCCUGCCUCCGAGCCACCAGGCAUACCAUUCGACUCUGACCUCAUCAAGUGCUGCCCCAUGUGCAAUGUGCCCAUAGAGAAGGAUGAAGGGUGUGCACAAAUGAUGUGCAAGCGCUGCAAGCAUGUUUUCUGUUGGUACUGCCUCGCUUCACUUGAUGAUGACUUCCUUCUACGGCACUACGAUAAAGGACCUUGCAAGAACAAACUAGGCCAUUCACGGGCCUCUGUCAUCUGGCACCGGACCCAGGUGAUUGGAAUAUUUGCUGGCUUUGGAAUCCUGUUGCUUGUGGCUUCACCAUUGCUGCUGCUGGCUGCACCGUGUAUUGUGUGCUGCAAAUGUCGCAUCUGCAGUGGUGGCAGUAAGCUUGACAGUGAAGAUGAGUUGCCUGAUGAAUCUGCAUCUUGAGCAACUAGCAUACUGACUUUUUUUAAAGAAGUACUGAUUCUGUAGUGUCGUGACAGGAUAAAAUGCCAGUGAGUGUAUCCAUAAGCACUUAGUGAAGGACUGACUGUUUUUCAACUGAAAUGUGCAUUAGGGAUAAUUCCCUGCUGUCGCGAGGACUGAAUUAGUGCCAGCUUUUGUGGGUGACUGAACUAAUGCAUACUAUUUUGUAAAUGGAAAAAAUCACUAUAAUGUUCAUCUUUUUCUUGGAGUUAUUUGGUAUUUGUAAGGAUAUCCAUCUGUGUUGAUGGUUACUGAAGUUAAUAAAGAGUUACUUUCACUUUUUUGCUUCAUUAAUGAAGUAUGGGUGAUUGUUACAUUCAAUUAUAUUUCACUGUUUAUUUUCAGGAUUUUUAUAGCAUAUCAUCAAGAGGGUUAUAGAAGCUGUCACUUUGAGAUGUGCCUAUGAAAAUAAAUAAAGACAGAACAGACUGAUGCCCAUUUUUCAGUUCUCAUUUAUGACUAUCAUCCUUGAGGAAGAGAUUGCAAGAGACAAGUUGUAUGGUUUAGAUGGUACGUUCCUCUUAACUGUUUGUUUCCUCCAAAAUCACCUUAUACACAUCUGCUCACUACAACCAUUAACACACAAUUACGCGACAGGGACACAGGCAAUUAAUAGAGGCUCUAGCGUAAAGAAUAGGAUUAAUGCAGUGAAUACUAAUUUGCAAUGCCUUGCAGUUCUUCUGUCCAAGACAUUCUUUUUAUGCAGUGAACCAACAAGUGUAUUAACUUGCUGAAAAAAGUUAAUUCAAAAUAAUUUUCUUUGUUAUGCAAAUCAAAGAAGAAAUCGUACAAUGGCUGGCGCAUUUGAUGGUACAGUUUUUCUUUUCCCUUGUAAGUCAUUACAUUUCAGUUUCUAUAAACAUGUUACAUUUUAGUGUACUUUAAAUCACUGUCAUAUAAUUUGUCAUCCUCAUCAGAAUUAUAUAAAAGGGGGGGGGGGGCUUAUCCCAUAGGCAGAGACCCAGCUAUGCUCCAUUGCCUUUUGAACUGAGGACUUAAAUACCAUAAAAAAUUGAUAUGGUUUCUACGGCGUAGGCUAAAGUGAAAAGUACAAAGUAGGCCACAAUGUAAAUGAAGUAUUCGGCAUUGUUGCCCGAGACAAUUUUUCUGUAUGUCAAACAUUCAUUUGUUAUAUUAUCUUGAUAUAAUCAUUUUUCAUUUAUUGGAAAAUUAUAAUAAAUUUAAAGAGUGGUGUUUUCUUAACCAGCUCUCUUUGAAA
Molecule: messenger RNA, 2424 nt
Organism: Schistocerca cancellata (South American locust)
Lineage: Eukaryota; Metazoa; Arthropoda; Insecta; Orthoptera; Acrididae
Product: E3 ubiquitin-protein ligase RNF144A
Exons: 4
Coding region: 21-1166 (381 amino acids)
Biological process (GO): positive regulation of proteasomal ubiquitin-dependent protein catabolic process; ubiquitin-dependent protein catabolic process; protein polyubiquitination
Cellular component (GO): ubiquitin ligase complex; cytoplasm
Molecular function (GO): ubiquitin conjugating enzyme binding; zinc ion binding; ubiquitin protein ligase activity
Source: RefSeq, a predicted model, not a curated record